Aspergillus novofumigatus IBT 16806 is the source of this 2170-nucleotide messenger RNA. RefSeq names its product sugar porter family MFS transporter. Gene Ontology annotation, molecular function: carbohydrate:proton symporter activity. The record is from RefSeq and is a predicted model, not a curated record. The transcript has 3 exons. The coding region runs from base 299 to 1981 and encodes 560 amino acids. Gene Ontology annotation, cellular component: plasma membrane. Gene Ontology annotation, biological process: carbohydrate transport; transmembrane transport. Lineage: Eukaryota; Fungi; Ascomycota; Eurotiomycetes; Eurotiales; Aspergillaceae.
GUCGACGCUCCCCCUAGCUUCACUUGUCUGAUGUCGCUGCGUACCGUCCAAUCAUCACCGGCGAGUCACUCACUUUCCGUCUCUUCCAGAUGGGGUCCCCAUCCAUUGUGCCCCUGCCAUUCCUCUGGCCCAUGGGCGUACCCCGGGUGGAAGUCAGUACUGCCGAUGGAUGAAGACUUUUUAACGCUCUGACUCCGUAUAUAAUUUCCCCUCACUCCCCUCUUCUCUUUUCGCUCUCUUCCUCUCUUUCUUUCCUCCAUCCCCGUGAGCCUUUCCCCCCUCUGGAUGAACCGCCAUCAUGGGUGUCUCCAAUCUCCUAUCAAAGUUCGGCAAGCCUGCCGUGGAACAGCAUGAGGACUCGCAGGCUACUACUCCUGCUCGUGCCGACUCCACGCUGGAGAAGGACAGUGACCUCAUCGACGACAGUCCCGUCAAGUAUCUUACAUGGCGGUCCUUCAUCCUGGGUAUUGUCGUCUCCAUGGGUGGUUUCGUUUUCGGUUACGCAACUGGUCAGAUUUCUGGUUUCACCACCAUGGAUGACUUCAAGAGACGAUUCGCCGAGGUCCAGCCCGACGGAUCAUACAAGUUCAGCAACGUUCGCAACGGUCUCAUCGUCGGUCUUCUGUCGAUUGGUACCAUGAUUGGCGCUCUGGUCGCUGCUCCCAUUGCUGACCGCAUGGGACGCAAGUUCUCCAUCUCCUUCUGGUCUCUGGUCCACAUUGUCGGUAUCAUCAUCCAGAUGGCCACCGACAGCAAGUGGUACCAGGUUGCCCUCGGCCGUUGGGUGGCUGGUCUGGGUGUCGGUGCGCUGUCCAGCAUCGUUCCCAUGUAUCAAAGUGAAUCCGCUCCCCGCCAGGUCCGUGGUGCCAUGGUCAGUGCCUUCCAGCUGUUCGUGGCCUUCGGUAUCUUCAUCUCGUACUUGAUCAACUACGGUACCGAGACCAUUGAGUCGACCGCCUCCUGGCGUAUCACCAUGGGCAUUGGCUUUGCCUGGCCCCUGAUCCUCGGUGUGGGAACCCUCUUCCUGCCCGAGUCGCCCCGCUUUGCCUACCGCCAUGGCCGCAUUGAUGAGGCUCGCAAGACCAUGAGCAAGCUCUAUGGCGUUAGCCCCAACCACCGUGUGGUUGUGCAGGAGAUGAAGGAGAUGAAGGACAAGCUGGACGAGGAGAAAGCUGCCGGCGUAGCUGCCUGGCACGAGAUCUUCAGCGGUCCCCGCAUGUUCUACCGUACCGUUCUGGGCAUUGCCCUGCAGUCCCUGCAGCAGCUCACCGGUGCCAACUUCAUCUUCUACUACGGUAACAGUAUCUUCACCUCCACCGGUCUGAACAACAGCUACGUCACCCAGAUCAUCCUGGGCGCUGUCAACUUCGGUAUGACCUUGCCUGGUCUGUACGUUGUCGAGCACUUUGGCCGCCGGAACAGUCUGAUGGUCGGUGCUGGCUGGAUGUUCAUCUGUUUCAUGAUCUGGGCCUCCGUCGGCCACUUUGCUCUCGACCUGGCGGAUCCCUCCAACACUCCCCAGGCCGGUGCUGCCAUGAUCGUCUUCACCUGCUUCUUCAUCGUCGGCUUCGCCACCACCUGGGGUCCGAUCGUCUGGGCCAUCUGUGGUGAGCUGUACCCCGCCCGCUACCGUGCCAUCUGCAUAGGUAUCGCAACCGCCUCCAACUGGACCUGGAACUUCCUCAUCUCCUUCUUCACCCCCUUCAUCUCCAGCUCCAUCGACUUCGCUUAUGGUUAUGUCUUCGCCGCCUGCUGCUUCGCUGCCGUCCUUGUCGUCUUCUUCUUUGUCAACGAGACCCAGGGCCGCACCCUCGAGGAGGUCGACACCAUGUACGUCCUGCACGUCAAGCCCUGGCAGAGCAGCAGCUGGGUGCCCCCCGAGGGUAUCAUUCGGGAUCUGCACCCCGCUCCCGAGGAGAAUCAGAAGCAGGAGGGCCAGGGUCAGGUCGAGCACAACGAGCCCACCGAGAUCCGGGAGUAAACAUCCCGUCUCGAACUCAUGUACAGUAUUUCUGGGGACGGGUUCUGCAGAUUUUUCUUUUCAUGUUGCAUAUGAAUGAAUCACUCUAGUUCGCUUGAUGUGCAUACUCAUUGCAAAAGAUACGGCGUUCAAACGGUUACUGGGAGCAUUUAGACCAUCAAUCAAUCAAUCAAUCAAUCAAUUCUCAUA